UGACCGAGAGAUAUCAUAUUCAUCUCUCCACGAGGUUCUGGUUCUGUUUUCGCCACACACACGUUCACCAUCAUUCUCAACUCGUUCCGAGUUGACUCACUCCUUUCCCUUUCAAGAUCAACCACCACCGUCUCCACCACCGCGCUCCGCCGUCAUUGCUACCUCCACCACUCUUCUCCGUCAAUGCGAAACUCGCCGUCGAUUCUCGCCGGAACCUCCUUUUCCUUUCCCUUUGGACUUUGACUUUGCUUUGUCGUGAAUCCGAUGGGUCCCUUUCGCUCUCUCUUGCUCUUCGCCGCCCUCUUCUCCCUCCUCCGCCCCCUCGCUGCCAGCGACGGCGACGCCGAUCCGCUUUACAUAGGUUGCGUGGAGCAGUGUGAGAAAACUGGAUGUGUAGGGGAUAGAUGCUUUCAACAUUGUAAAUUCUCAUCAGAUGGAAAACCAAUUGAUGGUCCAUGGUAUAUGCAUGAACCCCUCUACCUGAGGUGGAAACAAUGGGACUGUCGCACUGACUGUAGGUAUUACUGUAUGCUAGCUAGAGAGGAAGAAAGAACAAAACUUGGCGACAAGCCUGUCAAGUAUCAUGGAAAAUGGCCAUUUUGGCGUGUUUAUGGAAUUCAGCAUGGAUAUAUUAUAUGGUUUCAGGAACCUGUGGCUGUUGCUCUGUCUGCCCUCAAUCUUGCUAUGCAGUUUCAUGGCUGGGUAUCCUUUUUCAUUCUUGUGUACUACAAGUUGCCUUUGAGGCCAGAUAAGAAGACUUACUAUGAGUACACUGGCUUGUGGCAUAUUUAUGGGAUUCUAUCUAUGAAUUCAUGGUUGUGGAGUGCUGUUUUUCAUAGUAGAGCUGUGGAAUUAACAGAGAAGCUGGAUUAUUCUUCUGCUGUGGCCUUGCUUGGAUUCACCCUCAUUCUAACAAUAAUGCGAGCUUUUAACGUGAGGGAUGAGGCUACAAGAGUCAUGAUUUCUGCUCCCUUGAUUGCUUUUGUGACAACUCAUAUCAUGUAUCUGAAUUUCUACCAACUUUCUUAUGGUUUGAACAGGGUAGUUUGCACGGCAAUGGCCGUAGUCCAGCUUCUCACUUGGGCAAUUUUUGGUAGUGUUUCCAACCAUCCAGCACGAUGGAAAUUAUGGACCGCAGUGGUUGGAGGAAGCUUAGCUAUGAUCUUGGAGACAUAUGACUUCCCACCUUACAUGGGAUAUGUGGAUGCUCAUGCUCUAUGGCAUGCAACAAGCAUUCCUCUCACCUUUCUCUGGUGGAGUUUUGUAAGGGAUGAUGCUGAGUUUAGGACCUCAACACUUCUUAAGAAGGCGACCAGCUUUUGCUCUCUGCCAAACUCAAAGGGUGGCAGAAAUUAUUAAAAGAUAUAAACUAGAGAUUGUAACUCUAGCUAAUCUAUCUUCUUUGACUGUAAUCAAUGAAAAUUACCCUGUUCCAUCUAGAUAUGCCGUAUCACUUGUAAAUGAAAGCCUUUCUGUUUAUUUGGACCUUCAAGGAAAUAUUUCUUCAGAAGCAGGGCAAAAAGAGAUCCAGAAUCAGAUACAAGAGUGAAGGAAGGGAAUAGAAAGACUAGAGAAGGCUAUGAAUGCACCAGGGUAUGAAGAUAAGGUUCAAGAUGGAAAUAGAAAGAAGCUAGAGUCCUUUCUAAAGAAGAUGGAUACCCUUCAAAAUAUAACUCCUGAGGAAAUAGCUAGACAUAUUAAUUACUAGCUUCUGAUUAAGUAUACUGAACUAGAUUGACCAUUCAAGUUCCUCUCAUGGUUCUUGAAUGAAGCAUGAGAAAGCUAAAGUAGCAACAUCAGCAUCGUUUUACAUUUUGUAUAUUUACAAGUUUCAUUAUUGUCUGUUGUAAUACGUACCAUGUCUUCAUUCCUAUGUUAAUUUAAGUUUUUCUAACUUUU
Molecule: messenger RNA, 1899 nt
Organism: Abrus precatorius (Indian licorice)
Lineage: Eukaryota; Viridiplantae; Streptophyta; Magnoliopsida; Fabales; Fabaceae
Product: post-GPI attachment to proteins factor 3-like
Exons: 8
Coding region: 265-1359 (364 amino acids)
Biological process (GO): GPI anchor biosynthetic process
Cellular component (GO): endoplasmic reticulum membrane
Molecular function (GO): hydrolase activity, acting on ester bonds
Source: RefSeq, a predicted model, not a curated record